Ogataea philodendri is the source of this 3168-nucleotide messenger RNA. RefSeq lists its product as uncharacterized. NCBI's taxonomy places the organism in Eukaryota, Fungi, Ascomycota, Pichiomycetes, Pichiales, Pichiaceae. The record is from RefSeq and is a predicted model, not a curated record. The coding region runs from base 1 to 3168 and encodes 1055 amino acids. The transcript has a single exon.
AUGGACACUUCCGACGGCCCCCCUGAUCAAGGGUCGGACCACGACAAGAUGACAUGUCGUGAGUCUGGUUCGGGCUCGCAGAUUCUCACGCCGAAACUCAACCCCACACAGCUUCCGAAACCUUCCACUCCGCCAAACCAGGGCCGAUCCUGCAACUCUGCCGACUCUUCAGAAAUCACCGCCAUCUCGCUCUCCUCGCCACCGCUCACUCCGCCGCCCCGGGUCAUCCGCCGUCUGACUCCCCUGGGCAAGUUCAGUCCUCGAAAGUCCGCCAGCUCCAUAGACGAUGACAUCCAGUCCCACACCACCCGAAGGCUCCAGCAGCUGGACAAGCGAGUCGGCAAGACUCUGUCGCAUUCGGACGUUGUUUCUGCGAAUUUGACCAGUCUAGAGCAACAGAAGGUCAAAAAAAGAGAAUUGCUCCUUGAGAAGCUAAAUAGGGCCGUGAAAAAUAAGGAGGAGUAUAUCAACCACAAGAAACUGGUUGCCACGUCUACCGUGCGCAGCAUUUGCUCUUCAAAAUCCAGUGACGAUACAGAAAGUCUCGAGAUGUACAUUGCGCAGGAAAAACCGGCACAAGAGUCGGUUUUCGCGUUCCCUGAAACGUUCAAGAUUGUUGACUCAAUGAGUCUGUGGGCCAACCUGCAACGGCUCCCGAUGUUUGCAAACUUCGAAGAGGCUGUUGUAAAGACAGAUAUCGAAAACACCUACAAGUUCAUCAACUCCCGAGAAAUUAUCAAGACCACCGCUCUGCUAUUCGAGGAAAUGAAACUAUUCAACGGAACAUUGGAUAAGUUUCUUCUGGCUAGAUGUUUCCUGUUCGGGUUUUCUGUGUUGGUAGAGAAGACCAAGUUCGAGAAGUUUAAACGGAAACCCAUGUACGACAUCCGGCUGAACACGAAACAGGACUUUUUCUCCAGACUGAUCAAGGACUUCCCAAACCUGAAACAGCACCAUCUAGACGACACCUACUACAACUUCCUCAUAGACGAGCUACACCAGACCACUUUUAGUAUCUGGAAACAGUUCCAGCGGCUGGUGCAUCUGAACGGGUCCGAGUUCGAGAAAUACGCUUUUAAAGAGCAGUACGUUUCCAAAUACUACCCGAUAUUCCAGGUGUUUAAGUUCAACCAUUGGUUCCGGACGCUGGCAAUGCUUUCGGAGAGUAACGACGGACUGACGAAACACCUCAACUUCUUGCGCACCAUGCGUUCCAUCACCCCAGACAACGACGUCUUGGUGAAUGAGUACAAGCACAUGAUCCGAAAGGGUGAGGCGUUCAUCAAGAUCAACAAGGAACGGUUCCGCAAGCUCAAGGCGGACAACCGUGCGGUCGACAUGGCAACCGUGGACCAAUACGAGCAGGAGUAUGUGGCCAAACACAAGGCGACGGUUCUUUCUGGCUCGUUAACGGACGACAACCCGUUGAUUUCUGUUUCGUCCACGAGCAAGUCCAACUUCAAGAGCACAGCAAGCCGGCCGGUGUCGCUGGUUCCGCCAACUUUCUCUGUGGACAACUGGCGAAAAUAUCUGUUCAAAGUGAUGCUGGACUACCGAAGCCGAGACGUUCAUGUGCGUCUCAAAACCGGCAAGGUGUCCAGAUUCUUCCAGGACGCAUCUACAUCGACCAUUUCAGAGCCAGACAGGCUCGGCGAGUACAUCGAGGAAGUCCAGCCAGACAUCGAAGCCAUCCGAACAUGGUUGGGCUUGAAAUCGUACAAUGAGGGCUGCAUAGAAGCGAUCGAACGGCUCUCAUAUGUGGAUACAAUCGAGCUGAUGAUGGUGGACAUUGUCCAGAUGGUUGAGAGGUGUCUUUAUGCGAUGUUCAUUGUGAUGGAAGACUCGUCCAAAACGGUGAAUCUUGUUUUCCCAGACAAUGCCACGCAUCGCAGAGAGAAUUCCAAUGUGAUUUCGUUCUUGUCGGACUCGGUCUUGGUGCUGAACAAGCUCCAUAACGGGCUGAUCUCGUUGCAGGAGUACUUUGAGAUGAGUCUGACGGUUCUGAGAAGAGAAAUCCCUGAUUUUCUGCGCUACGAAGCAGAAACUCUGCUGACUAUGCUGGGCAGCAUAGACAAGCUUUUUGUGCAGAAAUUCGUGGAAUUCAUCAAAGACUGUAUGAUCUAUGGAAUGAACAAUUGCAUCAAGAACUGUCUCAAGUUCAUUGGUAGCAACAUUGUGGAGUUCGAAAGAGAGGUGUUCGAGUGCAACUAUCCUUCAGCCAAGGUGUCUUUGAACCUGCGCUACCCAAAUCUAUACAAGUUGAUGCAGAUGCAUAAAGAACUCAUCAUGCAGCCAGACGACGGAACCCCGGAAACCAGGUCGUACCUAUUUUUCAAUAGGCUGUUCACUUCCUUUCUAUGCAGCACCAACAGCGCCAAAGUGUACGAAAUGCCCGAGUUUUUGGACACAUUUUCGAUCCAGUUUCUGGAUUUGAACAAUCAAGUACGGUCGCUUAUCACCCUCCAGUCCAUUAGUGUGAUUUUGAUGAGCUCAUUGGCAAAUACGCCAACGGUGCUUCCUCCACAACUGGCAAAUAGCAGCUUUGCGGCAAAAUCACAGCAACAACUAAUCGACUUCCCCAAACUGCUCGCCGACCUGGACAACUUUAUGUUGAGUUAUUUCGACCAGAUCGAAUGCAACCGGUUCAACAAUUUCUUCAAGGAGGAAGUGUACAGAAUUCUAUGCAUGAACGUGGGUGAGCGAUUAAGUUUGAGUGGCUACGAGAAAAAAGCAAUCGACCAGGUGCUGGAACUAAAUUUAGACCAAAAACACAUUGGUGGUCUUAUCGCCCAGAUCGAGAAGGUCAAUAUCGGGUCCACUAAGGUCAACUCCCUAAAGACCAUCUACGUGAACGCGAUGGCAAGCAUUAUUUCAGCCGAGGUUGGCAACCACGGCCGCAUGUACAGAGACGAGAAAUACCUGCGUCAAUCUGCAGGUAUGUUUGCGCGGCUCAGCUCAAGCGAGGUGGAGAAUAAGUUGACAGAGGAGUUGCAGAGGGCUUACAGCAAGUUCUACGGUAUCGAUCUUGUCCAGGACCGGAUCCACGCAAUUGUGAAAAACUACUACCUGCUGUUUGAUCUCUGUGUGGAAGUCCAUCAAGAAACAAUGUGCCAAGUGGUUCGCGAAUUUGAUGAGAUUUGCACGUUCGAACGCACGGCUUUCGGCUAA